Messenger RNA from Zophobas morio, 1057 nucleotides. Its product is annotated as RNA/RNP complex-1-interacting phosphatase-like. Lineage: Eukaryota; Metazoa; Arthropoda; Insecta; Coleoptera; Tenebrionidae. Gene Ontology annotation, molecular function: polynucleotide 5'-phosphatase activity; protein tyrosine/serine/threonine phosphatase activity. The record is from RefSeq and is a predicted model, not a curated record. The coding region runs from base 131 to 820 and encodes 229 amino acids. Gene Ontology annotation, biological process: protein dephosphorylation. The transcript has 8 exons.
GCACUGGUAACCCGUGGCAGUUGUGACGUAGCUAGUGCACGUGUUCAAGUGCCCUGUUUAGUGUAGUAUUUAAAAUUUUUUGUGUAGAAAAAUCCUGUGAUCGUGUACAUAGUAUGUGCCACACAACAAGAUGACCAACAAAAAAAGGGGUAUUCCUGAAAGAUGGGAAAAAUACCUGCCAAUGGGACGUCCUAUCGACGGUACGCGUUUCCUACCUUUCAAGGCACCAUUAAAGCCGGAACUCUGCAAAAGUCAACCAGAAAGUGAAUGGUUCACCCCCAACACUCUUCUCGAAAAUACGCCAAUGUUGAGAGCCGUCAUCGACUUGACAAACACAAACCGUUACUAUAACUCUGAGGAAUUCACCAACAAGGGCGUUUUGUACAAAAAAAUCAACAUCUUCGGAGGCGGCAGAGUUCCCCCUAGGAAAGUUCGCGAUGAGUUUUUCGAAGCCGUGGACCAACUGCGUAGAACGCUGGACCACGACUCAGAUGCACUCAUCGGAGUUCAUUGUACCCACGGGUUGAACCGAACGGGCUAUUUAAUCUGUAAAUACAUGGUGUUACGGAUGAAAAUUGAUCCCCAGGAGGCGAUAAAGAAAUUUCAAGAAGCAAGAGGGUAUCCGAUAGAAAGGGAAAACUAUGUGUCCGACAUUAUGUCAGAAAUUCCAAGUACAAGCUGGCGGACGGAACCUCGAGUUCCACAUUAUUUUUCAAGAUCGGAUCGCUUUCGGACCAGAAACAAGCAUUUAUCACACUUACGUUUCGGUGAAUAUGGACAGUACAGUAGACAUUCAAGACGGACAGUUUACAAACAUUAAUAACAAAAUUCACGUCGGUACUGCCUUAUAGCGAUUUAAAGUUUUUUUUUUUACGUUUAAUUGUAGAGAAACGGCGUUUUAUAUCUACUUACAUGUUUAUUUCUUGUCGGUUUAUUUAUUCAGUUGACGUUUUUCAUUCUCUUUUGUUGUUUAUUAUUUAAUAAAUUGUAUUGUGUGGAGUCACUUUUUAUUGUUGUUUAGAUAGUGUAAAUAAAGGUGCAUUCAAAAAAUUUUUAA